Molecule: messenger RNA, 277 nt
Organism: Paramecium primaurelia
Lineage: Eukaryota; Ciliophora; Oligohymenophorea; Peniculida; Parameciidae
Source: the annotation of a GenBank genome assembly
AUGCACUCAAACUUAUUUAAACUGGACUUUUAUAAUUAUGUAAAAUAUUUUUUACGAGGAAGCCGAAUCUUUGAAGAUUUCUAGAUCCGAUGUAAAUCAAUUGAUACCCUCUUUAGAGUCAGCCUCUUAUGGCUUGCUACUUUAAGGAAAGUAUUUGCCAAACUUACUUCAUCAAUUAUUACAUCAGAUUACUUAUUAGGGGUUCUAUUUGAUAAAAUAUAAGUUCCAAAUUUGAAUGAAGGAUAGAUCGGUGUGGUGUGCUGCUAAAGUUAGUGAA